UGGUCCUGGGCCUGGGCCGGACUCCAUUGGACCUGGUUAUAGACUAAAGAGUGGAGAGAGGUUUUCAAAAAAGCAGUUGUUUAUUCCAACGUCCAACAUUAACGGAAGCUCUCAACUCAAGUGAAGUUUGUCGUUUCGAUUUGUGAUCCUCUCUCGUUUCAGAAUGCUCGGAAUUCAAUUGAGUCAUCAAAUAUCCUCCGGUUUUGGUGCCUUAAUCGAUCAGGCAAUUUCAAAUCGUUCAAUCUCGAAUUCGCUGUGUUGUUCUUCAUUUCCAUCCUCAUUUAAAUUAGGUUUCAGAACCAGAAGAUCUCAUGGAGCAAAGCCCUUUAUCAUUUUCUGUAAGGCUGGAAAUUUUGGCGGGAAUUCGGAUAGUGAUGAAGAACGCAAUGAUGACUACCUCGAGGCGUUCCUUAUGGGAUCAGAAAUUAUCAAGCACCACCAGUUGCGUAAGCAAGGGUUUCUAGAAGAGACAGAAUGGCAAUCAUCUGGUCAGCUGCUUCCUUUUCCUAUUCAUGAAAAGGGGCCCAAAGCUGAUGUUAGUUCGAUUAGGCAUGGGUUUCUUCAUCGUUUUCAGAGUCCGACAAUUUUUCUUAAAAUUGCUUGCACUGGAGAAUGGUUUUUGCCGAUUAUUGUAGGAGAGUUUGCAAUUGAAAAACUUAUAGAUGCUUUCAGAGGGAAUGAAAAUGGGGAUUCACUAAACCACUACCAGAUUGUGAAAAACCUCGUUGGGAAACUUGGUUAUGAAGUAAAGAUGGUGCGGAUUACUGAAAGAGUUGUUAACACUUACUAUGCAAGGAUAUUUUUUGGCAAGCCAGGGGAAAAAGUUAUUCUUAGUGUGGAUGCACGUCCAUCAGAUGCCAUUAAUGUGGCAACGAGAUGCAAGAGGACACAGGAAGUUGGGAGGAGAUGUGAGUGGCAGAUUUUCAGUCCUGUCCUAUCACACAGCUCUGGCAUGUGAGAAGUGAGACCUAUGAAGACAACCAUAUAAGUAAAAUUUGUUAGAACCUAGACCUCCUAGAGUCUCUCUUUCUCUCUCUGUUGCUCUAGGGAAGGUUGUUAAUUGGAUAACUUGAACAGAAGAAGUUAUAGUUUCUCUCAUGUCUGUGUUCUAUGUAAAAAAGAAGAGAAUGUGGGACACUUGUUUGUUCAUUGUGACAAGCCAUCCGAUAUGUCAGGAUUUAUUUUAGCCUUAUUUGAAAUUUGAUGGAUUUGUCCUUUUGUACUUUGAUAAAAUUCUGCUUCCUGGCUCUCUUGCAUUU
Messenger RNA from Telopea speciosissima, 1259 nucleotides. RefSeq names its product bifunctional nuclease 2. Gene Ontology annotation, cellular component: nucleus; VCB complex. The coding region runs from base 164 to 958 and encodes 264 amino acids. The record is from RefSeq and is a predicted model, not a curated record. Gene Ontology annotation, molecular function: nuclease activity. The transcript is spliced from 8 exons. Gene Ontology annotation, biological process: protein ubiquitination. NCBI's taxonomy places the organism in Eukaryota, Viridiplantae, Streptophyta, Magnoliopsida, Proteales, Proteaceae.